Mangifera indica (mango) is the source of this 2830-nucleotide messenger RNA. Its product is annotated as somatic embryogenesis receptor kinase 2-like. Gene Ontology annotation, molecular function: ATP binding; protein kinase activity; protein binding. Gene Ontology annotation, biological process: protein phosphorylation. Bases 874 to 2604 code for a protein of 576 amino acids. NCBI's taxonomy places the organism in Eukaryota, Viridiplantae, Streptophyta, Magnoliopsida, Sapindales, Anacardiaceae. The transcript has 10 exons. The record is from RefSeq and is a predicted model, not a curated record.
CAUUCAUAACAAAUAUUUCAUGUAAGAAGGAUGAAUAAGCUAGUUUAUUUAGCUCCACAUUCCUUAUUCUAUAGAUUUACUUUGAGUGUUUAUAAUUCAAAUACAGUUCAUACGAUUUUAUUCAUAUUUUAAUUGAAUUAAAAUCUAAUAAUUAUAUUCUAUAAAAAAGCUAUUUUUUGGGUAGGCAGAGGGACUAGAAAAACCAUAUUAUUGAUGUCAAAAAGAUCUGCAAUGCUGUAAUCCGCAAUUUUGAGCACAGGUAAGAUUAGUUGUUGCUAUUGAAACUAGUUGCUAUCCAUAAUUAAUCCAGCUGAUAUAUGCCUAACAAAGGCAAACCCUUUUAAUCCCACUAAAUACCAUUCUACUCUUCACCCACCGAUGACAAUCCGCCCUUGCAGCGUCAACAUUGUCAGUGCUAAUUUUUGGGGAGAUGUUAUUAGUUUCCUAUAUCUGUGGGCUUUCCGGUUAGUUUGUACAAGAUUAGGGGUUUAGAAAACUGUCCCUUUCGCUUUAUGCUGUGCAUGCUUUUGCUGGGCCCAAAAGAGGCGCAGCACACCAGCUUCUCUUUCUAUCUGCUUGUGUCGCUGCACUUGAAAAGAUACAAGUGAGAUUUAAUCUUGUAUUAUGUAUAAAAUUUUAUAUUUAUUUAUAUAUAAAUUCAUGUUGAAAAAAGUACACAAAAGUAGGCACUUAAAGUAAGAUAUUCAUUCAACAAUCUUGUCUCUCGUAAUCUUCAUUCCGUUUGACUCUUAUCUUGACAUGGGAUGGGACCAUCUUCCAAAAUAAAUGGUGUCGUAUGGUUUUUGGUUAAAAAUGGUGGAUAGAGAAGGUUUCAUGUUGUGGGUUCGAGAGUAAAGUUGUGAAACGUCAUUAAUGGAGAAAUGGGUUCUUGCUCUUUUCCUGGUUUGGCUGAUUCUGCUGGUGCAUCCUUUGUCAAAGAUCGCUGCUAACACGGAAGGUGAUGCUUUGCACAACCUUCGCUCUAAUUUGCUAGAUCCUAACAAUGUCCUGCAGAGUUGGGACCCUACGCUUGUCAACCCAUGCACUUGGUUUCAUGUUACAUGUAACAAUGAAAACAGCGUUAUAAGAGUUGAUCUUGGAAAUGCAGCAUUAUCUGGUGAACUGGUCCCAGAUCUUGGCCAGCUUAAAAAUUUACAGUACCUCCGGCUUAACAAUAACAGCCUAUCAGGCCCAAUACCUCUAUCUUUGAUAAAUAUUACAGCCCUUCAAGUCUUAGACUUAUCAAACAAUCGCCUAUCAGGGCCUGUUCCAGACAAUGGCUCAUUUUCACUUUUUACUCCCAUCAGUUUUGCGAAUAACAUAGAUCUGUGUGGCCCUGUUACUGGGAAGCCUUGCCCUGGAUCUCCACCGUUUGCUCCACCACCUCCAUUUGUUCCAACUGCAACAGUUUCUUCUCCAGGCAAAAAUAGUCCGACUGCAGCAAUUGCUGGAGGAGUGGCUGCUGGUGCUGCUUUACUUUUUGCUGCUCCAGCUGUUGGUUUUGCAUAUUGGCGGCGAAGAAAACCACAAGAAUUUUUCUUUGAUGUACCUGCUGAAGAAGAUCCAGAAGUCCAUUUAGGGCAGCUGAAAAGAUUUUCUUUACGAGAAUUACAAGUUGCAACCGAUACUUUUAGCAACAAGAACAUCCUGGGUAGAGGUGGAUUUGGUAAGGUGUACAAGGGUCGCUUGGCUGAUGGCACAUUGGUGGCAGUGAAAAGACUUAAAGAAGAGCGGACACCCGGUGGAGAGUUACAAUUUCAAACGGAAGUGGAGAUGAUUAGCAUGGCAGUGCAUCGGAAUCUCCUGCGUCUACGUGGUUUCUGUAUGACCCCAACUGAGCGACUGCUUGUUUAUCCAUACAUGGCAAAUGGAAGUGUUGCAUCAUGCCUAAGAGAGCGGCCACCAUCAGAGCCACCCCUUGACUGGUCAACUAGGAAGAGAAUUGCAAUUGGUUCUGCAAGGGGUCUUUCAUAUUUACAUGAUCAUUGCGAUCCAAAGAUCAUUCAUCGAGAUGUGAAAGCUGCAAAUAUAUUGUUGGAUGAAGAGUUUGAGGCUGUUGUUGGUGAUUUUGGUUUGGCUAAACUUAUGGAUUACAAAGAUACUCAUGUCACUACUGCUGUACGUGGCACCAUCGGGCACAUCGCCCCUGAGUAUCUGUCCACGGGGAAGUCAUCAGAGAAAACUGAUGUUUUUGGUUAUGGUAUUAUGCUUUUAGAGCUAAUCACUGGGCAGAGAGCGUUUGAUCUUGCUAGGCUUGCAAAUGAUGACGAUGUUAUGCUGCUUGAUUGGGUUAAAGGGCUCCUAAAAGAGAAAAAAUUGGACAUGCUUGUUGAUCCCGACCUGCAGAACAACUAUGUUGAAACUGAAGUUGAGCAGCUCAUUCAAGUAGCACUUCUUUGCACACAAGGCUCCCCGAUGGAUCGACCUAAGAUGUCUGAGGUUGUCAGAAUGCUUGAAGGUGAUGGCUUAGCAGAAAAAUGGGACGAGUGGCAAAAGGCAGAGGUAAUUAACCAUGACCUUGAACUUGCCCCGCCUGGAAAUUCUGAUUGGAUCGUCCACUCUACCGACAAACUUCAUCCUUUCGAGUUAUCAGGUCCAAGAUAACCUUAUAGUUUGAUCAGGUACUUGUCAUUCAUUCUUCUGUAAGUUUGUCAUAUAAACAGCUUAUCACUAAUCAUGCAUAUAAAUCCUUUCAGGGUUUAAUUCAAUUUAAUGCUUAUCAUUGAACAAUCUAAUGAAAUAACUUCAUUUGUGACCUGAAAGAAGUUGCUUAUUUUGGUUUUCACAUAACUUGUCCAAUCAAAUGAUAGUUAAAUUUCACAUUAUAGUA